ACCAAGCCUUUCAAGAUGGUCCUCCUCAGCAGCUUUAGAAUUCUUCUUCUCUGGGGACUGGUGCUUUUUACAGAACACAGAGUCCAAAUGGGAACGGUAGGGCAGCACUCUACUGGCCCUCUGGCUGAAGCCCCUACCUUGCCCCUGAUUCAGGAGCUGCUAGAAAAAGCCCCUGGCAAGCAGCAGAGGAAGCCACAGGUCCUAGGGCAUCCCAUGCAGUACAUGCUGGAGUUGUACCAGCGCUCAGCUGAUGUGCAUGGGCACCCUAGGGAGAACCGCACGAUUGGGGCCACCAUGGUGAGGCUGGUGAGGCCCUUGGCCAAUGUAGCAAGGCCCCUCAGAGGCCCCCGGCACAUACAGACCCUGGACUUUCCUUUGAAACCAAACCAGGUAGCCUACCAACUAGUCAGAGCCACUGUGGUUUACCGCCAUCAACUCCACCUAGCUGGCUUCCACCUCUCCUGCCAUGUGGAACCCUGGGUCCAGAAAAGCCCUACCAACAGCUUUCCUUCCUCAGGAAGAGGUUCCUCAAAACCUUCCCUACUAUCUGAAGCUUGGACAGAGAUGGAUACCACACAACACGUUCAGCAAAGACUCUGGAAUCACAAGAGGCGCCGGAUUCUACGACUGGGCUUCAUGUGUCCGCAUCAAAAAGGUAGUGAGGGUCAUGAGCUCCUGUCGGGCACUUCACCUUUGGACACUGCCUUCUUGUUACUCUAUUUCAAUGACACUCAUAAAAGUGUUCAGAAGGCCAAACUUCUACCCAGAGGCCUGGAGGAAUUUAUGGAAAGGGACUCUUCUCUUCUCUUGCGGAGGGCACGGCAAGCAGGCAGUGUCGCAUCUAAGAUUCCUGGCCCCUCCCAGGAACAUGAUGGGCCUGAAGGUAGCCAGUGUUCCCUCCACCAUUUCCAAGUUAGUUUCCAUCAGCGGGGCUGGGAUCACUGGAUCAUUGCUCCCAAUCUCUAUACCCCAAACUACUGUAAGGGUGCCUGCCCUCGGGUACUACACUAUGGUCUCAAUUCUCCCAAUCACGCCAUCAUCCAGAACCUUGUCAAUGAGCUGGUGAACCAGAGUGUCCCUCAGCCCUCACGUGUCCCUUAUAAGUGUGCUCCCAUUAGCAUCCUUAUGGCUGAGGCUAAUGGGAAUAUCUUGUACAAGGAGUAUGAGGAUAUGAUUGCCCAGGCCUGCACAUGUAGGUGAUAGCACAGAUACAGGUAGCUCAAGUUUCCCAAGAAAUUGGAGUAGGGUUUAAAAUAAAGAGACAAAUGUCAAUGUUAAAGCUGCAGUGAUCCUAUAGCUAA
Messenger RNA from Myotis brandtii (Brandt's bat), 1301 nucleotides. It is a transcript of the gene BMP15, whose product is annotated as bone morphogenetic protein 15. Gene Ontology annotation, molecular function: growth factor activity; cytokine activity. Gene Ontology annotation, biological process: BMP signaling pathway; SMAD protein signal transduction. Gene Ontology annotation, cellular component: extracellular region. The record is from RefSeq and is a predicted model, not a curated record. NCBI's taxonomy places the organism in Eukaryota, Metazoa, Chordata, Mammalia, Chiroptera, Vespertilionidae.